CGGAUAAUGAAAAAUGAUAGCCCAUCAAAAUUGAAAGUAUUUAAAUCAAAGGGGGAGUAUUUUUUCCUUUUCUCAAGGAUCAUUUCAUUAUGUCUGAAUACUUUCAAAGCAGAAAGCCAACAUUAAACAGGUCAAGAAAGCCAUUUCCAUUAUCAUUCUUAUUCAAAGGUAAAAAGGAAGAAGAAGUGCAAUUACUCCCGCUGUCGUCUCUUGGAUCUGGCAUCACGCAGCCUAUUGAAAGCUCUGUUAUUUCUUAUUUUGAUCCGUAUUCACCUUGUAUAUCUUCUGUUGAUCAGAGACAAAGGAGAAUAUCCGUGAUGGUCCCAAGUCGUCGCCCAAAGGAAGAAUUGCACCAAUCAAGCCGUAGACCUAUCUCCACUUGGAUACAACAAAGUCAUUUCGAGCAAUCACCUCCGGUAUCACCGCCACCUUUAUCACCUACAGACUCAUUAGCUACCAGAGCAUCUUGGAGAAGCAUGAAGCACUGUAGUACCUAUAAACCUGCUGCUUCUAUCACAAGCUCAGAAGAAGAAGACGACGACGAUGAUGAACCUAUUUCACAACUUUCCACAAGAUUGAACAAGAAUAUCAAUUUACUAAGUGAUGAAGAAGAAGAAGGAGAUGACGAAUUAAUACCCAUCGCUUGCUUACAUGAUACUCCUCUAUUGUCAGCAGCAGAAAAAUACAAGGCAAAGGUGAAGGCAAAGCUUCAUUUGGAUACAGACUUUUAAUGUGAAUAUUGUGUAUAUUCUGCUUUCUUUUUGUAAUUGUUCAUAUUUAUGCAUAUAUCUACUCUUUUUUUUUUAAUGUAUACAUUUUUAUAAUAAUAAAUCAUGUUCUAU
Messenger RNA from Rhizopus microsporus ATCC 52813, 842 nucleotides. RefSeq lists its product as uncharacterized. Lineage: Eukaryota; Fungi; Mucoromycota; Mucoromycetes; Mucorales; Rhizopodaceae. The record is from RefSeq and is a predicted model, not a curated record. The coding region runs from base 90 to 731 and encodes 213 amino acids. The transcript has a single exon.